AGGAGUACAUGCAUCCAUAAAGUCGAUUUCAAAAUUACGUACCUUUCCUUACACAAUUUUUAAAAAAUGUCUGGAAAACAAGUUUAUACGUGAUGUGACAUUCUUUUAUCUAAUGCUUUAUGGUAUCGAUUAGUUUAAUCUGGUUAAAAUGUGUAACCAUGGCUGUAGUAUUGACUUAUUGGAUUUGUACAGGUACACUACGCAGGUAAACUGUCCAAACAACGCCGAUUGAUCGCUCUCGGGAGCGAAUUUGCGGCUCACCUGUACAUUUUAAACGGUGUGAUAGCUUUACAUGACGGUCUUGUAUAUCGAUAAACAUUUUAUAUACGGUUCUACUAACAUGAUAUACCCGUUUCAUUGAAUUUCGUUGAAAAACUGGACUAAUAUAGGAGUGACACUAUGACUCAAAACGACUAAUUAUUAAUUAUAAGGUGUGUUGUUUCAACAGAAAAUAACAAGUGUUGUGACAUAAGUUUACUAAAUAUCUUAUAAAUUGAGGAAAUGUACAUGACCACAUUGUUAAACGUAGUGCCUCUCUACCAUUUAAAUACAACGCGUGUAUAAGUAUAACGUUUUUUUUAAGAUCAUAUCGUUAUGUGCACCUGUUCAUUAUUAUAAACACGUGUGUAUGAAUUGGACAUUGAAUGAAACAAAGUCAGAAGAUUUCAUGUAUACUUUGUGUGUGUGUUAUUUCAUUGUAUUUCUGCGUAAACAGUCAUAGAACUGCAUGGUGUAUAAGAUUAGGAAAUUUUGCGCAUUUGGGAGUUCAAUGGAAAACACAUAAGUAAAUCAUGCAGAAAGAUUCCGUGACAAUUUGAAGAGUCUAACAAUAUAAAAACCCAUAUAUAAUUAGCCUAAUUCAAGUAACAACAUCACCAAUCCCUUCAGACUAUCCGUCCAUAUUGACUAAGAAUAAUGAACAACGUCUCAGCUGCCGCCGGCAAGUUUGCCGACGCCGCCAACGCUACGACGACGUCGUUUCCGUCGACGACAGUGAAUGUCUCCGACAAUACGACGCUGUGGACAAAACAGACGCCUGAGGAGGCUAUUCAGAACUUCUGGAUCGGUCUGGCGCUUGCCGUCACUUCCGCUUGCUUUACCGGUAGUAGCUUCAUUCUAAAGAAGAAAGGCCUUCUUAACGCGUCGAGGGCGCAAGGCACUCGUGCAGGUGAUGGUGGGUUUGCCUACCUAAAGCAGUGGCUAUGGUGGGCCGGGAUGAUCAUAAUGAUCGUUGGUGAGAUAAUGAACUUCCUGGCGUACCUGUUCGCGCCGGCGACCCUCGUCACUCCGUUAGGGGCUCUCAGUGUCAUCUGCAGCGCGCUGAUGUCCUCCUAUUUCCUCAACGAGCGCCUCAACCUGCUGGGCAAGGUGGGUUGCGCUCUCUGCAUCUUCGGCUCCACCCUCAUAGUCGUGCACUCGCCACAGGAGCAGGAAAUCCAGACUAUGGAGAGCUUGCUAGAUCGUAUACUCGAACCAGGUAUAAUUAUCCUCUCGGUAGCCUUGAUAGCCAUAGCCCUGGUCAGCAUUUUCGUCCUGGCCCCUAAAUGGGGUCAGAAGAACGUGCUUGUCUACGUGAGCGUCUGCUCGUGUCUAGGGUCGUUCACCGUCAUGGGGGCCAAAGGUUUCGGUGUCGCCAUCAAAGAAACAAUCAAUGGCAGAAAUGAGUUUGACAAUUUCCUGACGUACGUGAUGGCCGCAAUUGUGAUCGCGUGUAGUAUGGUUGAGUUGGUUUUCCUCAACAAAGCCUUGGACACGUUCAAUACUGCAAUAGUGACACCGACGUAUUACGUGAUAUUUACGUCAUGCGCCGUGAUGUUCUCGCUAGUGAUGUUCAAGGAAUUCGGUAACAUGACCGUGGAGGACAUUAUAGGUUGUGUAAUCGGGUUCUUAGUCAUCGUGUCGGGUAUAUUUCUCCUGAACGCGUUCAAGAACAUGAACAUUUCGCUGCGCAAUUUGCCCAAGGCUCAGAAGACCGACCCAAACACCGCACAAAACGGUGACGCAAUGGGCGUUGCCCAUGACGACCAUCAUCUUCUCGAGGAGAACGAGAAUCUCAGUCAUGAUGAAGAGACCGCUAUUAAUGACUGCCCGCCGCAGACGCCUUUCCCCGACGAGGAACCGGAUGUAGAUAUGUUCAUGUUGGAGAGGGACAAAAUGACAGACGGGUUAACAACGGACUCCAAUAGUAAUAUAUCGUACACUAGUAACGUGAACGGAAGUUUAGUAAUGGAAUGAUUCUUGUGAUAUGUGGGUGUGUGUAGUUUAAAAUGGGACGGGAAAUCGAUAUUAUGUGCAUAAUACUUACAAGUGUCAUGUAGGAGACCUUGCGUCUGUUGCGAUCGGAUGCCUAUAAAAUGACUUAGUUCCUUCUUAUAGGCGUGUAUGAACACGUUACUGGUGAGCGUAUGCGCUAGUGAACAUUUUUCUGUGGCCAUCAUCAACUGGUGUUUAAAACAGAUUUGAGAAAUGGACAGUUGAAGCUCGCCUUUUCGAUGGACAUUUGAUCAUGAUCAACAAUAAAGGUCAUUGUCAGUAAAUAUAGACACAUGGUUUUCGCUCAAAAUCGAGGUUUAUGUGUCUCGUACAUAUUUUGCAAAUUAAAAAAAACAAUACUUAAAAGCUUAAAUUUAAAAUAACUUAUCUAUUAAACAAUCAGAGAAGAUAAUUUAAUACAAUAUAAAACUGUAUUUGCUUUUUUACUGACUGUAAAACAUUACUACUUGAGUAAUCAGACCAUUGAAGUUAUCAGAAUUUUCAAAAUUCUUUUUUUUGCAAUGGUUUAAAAACCUAUUUUAUAAUCGGAAUUUAAAAAUUAACAUAUAGUGAUGCAUUUUCUUAUACGUUUUUAGAAUUAUUAAACUGUAUGUAUUAAGUUUUAUGACUUUGCAUUGGGUAUAGGUAUCAACACACAAUUCAAAUGUUUAACGUCGUGAAUCCUUGAAAAAAGGUGUUUAUUUUUAAUUUGAAGAUUCAGUUUUAUUCUAGUUUAAGGUUUUAAUGGUCGGUGUAUUUCGAGAUAUAUCAAAUUGUAAAACAGUAGUUCUAUAAACGUAUUGAAAAAAAAACGGUUAGUAAAGAACGAAUUGUAUUUUAAUACUAACUGUGCAGUGAAAGGGAGGCAACUUAAGUUCAAUGUUAUGCACAUGUUAAGAGACACUCUGAUGUCGAUGGAUGGACCUCAGAACUCAAUUGUGAUAUGCACAUUUCAUGUCAUUAAUCAUAUUUGUAAUUUAUUCAUUCACUUUGAUUGAAAUCUAAUUUCUUUGUAGAUGCUCUGUACUUUUUUAGUUUUUUUUUCGAGAAUAUAAACACAAUUGUAUGCCAGUAAUGCGUCUUUAUAAUAGUGCUCUUUCCUUUUUGUGUCAUUACGUAGCUUAAGAAUAUAUAAUAAAACGGCUUAACUACUCAUUUACCACAAUCCAAUUCUAGCCUUAAUUUGAUUGUCUUACAUUACAACCUAAUUCAUUCAUUUUAUUAACAUUCAAGCACAUUUUACAAAUGCACAUAGAAUAGCUUUAAUUCAUCAGUUUCGCAAUAUGUUUUGCAAUAUACUGAUCUGACUGUUUGACUUAUAUUGUGCUUAGUUUAUUAAAAAAACUUACAAACAUAAAAACAGCGACUUACACAUUCUUAUCACAUCAAAGAAAUAUUUUACUUAGAUAUAUUCUGUUACAUGUACUUGUAAACACAUCUUUGUUUUUAAACAUAUUUUUAUAAUUACCAACACUACACCAAUAUUUAGAGUAGUUGAAAAUAUCAUCAAGAAAGAAAAUUUUAUAAAACUUUGUGUUUGCCGGUAUUCGAACACGGGAACUUAAGUAGCAAAAGCAAACUCGAUAUCACUGCACCACAAUGCACAAUAACGGUUAUUUUAUACAAGCUAGGUUGGAAACACAAGUAAGGUAUUUUCAGGUUAACGGAGGAGGGUUUAUAUAUAAUUUAACUGAUCGAUGAAGAAAGCUAUAUUUUAAACAGUUGACCAAAGGAAGGAGUGUUGUUGUGCAUGUUUUAAUAUAAUGCACGUAGUCCCUUAAAAUAUGAACGAAAAUAUUAUUUUUUUAUAAUUAAUGUACAUGAUGCAGAAUGUUAUGCAUUAACUGUAGGUUCUGUCCAAACUUUUUUGCCAAAAGUUUAUAAUGGCAUUGCAUACAUAUAUUUUUACACAGUCUUUGAAGUUAUUAAAAAUAUCCACUUAGAUUAGUAAUAUCUCGUACAUAAAUUUGCUUUUUUUGUCAAAGAAUAAAUUUCAAUUGUUUGUCAACUUUAUCAAAUUUAGUAUUGCUUCAUUAAAGAGCUAAAUCAACUUGUUUUACCGAUCUUAAUAACACUGUUAUUAUUAUUAUUAUUAUUAUUAUUAUUAUUAUUAUUAUUAUUAUUAUUAUUAUUAUUAUUAUUAUUAUUAUUAUUAUAUUAUACGAAUAAUAGUACUACUACUACUAGUACUACUACUAGUACUACUACUACUACUUCUACUACUACUACUACUACUACUACUACUACUACUACUACUACUACUAAUAAUAACAGUUAUGAUGAUAAUCAUUAUUAUCUUAUUGUUUUUAUUACUGUAAAACAAAUUAUUAUUAUUCGCGAUCUCGGCCACAUCAGCCCCUCUAGCACAUGCGCACGCAGUCCUUAGUGAAAUUUCUUGCGAAUUCACGUGAAUGCUCGUGAGAUUGCAUAGCUGUAUCUUCGAGAUGUAUUGCUUUGAAUGUGUCUCAUGAGUUAACGGAAGCUAUUUGUCAAUAUUUUUUUCUGUACUUUUUAGGUUCUCAGUUUAUUUACCGUGUACUUAUUAUUUUGCACAGUCUUUUAGGUGUACAUAUAUGUGUUAUAAUAAAAUAACUAUUUUUUAUCAUUAAACAUUUAUUUUAUGACUGCAGGCAUUAUGUAUGUUUCGUUACGUUGCUGCAAGAAUACAUACAUUUAUAAUUGUUAUUCCAACAAUCUUGUAUUAAUUUUUUUAAAUACAAAGGUACAUUCAUUUAUUGGUAGAAAAUAAGUUGUUUUUGUCCUACUACUUAAAAGCUGGUUGAAGUUGUUUCUGAGACUAAAUCAAUCGAAUGGAAUAGAUUUCUACAAUGUAACUGUGUUGCAUCAACUCAUCAGGUUUAUCGAUUUUUAUAAUUGUUUUUUUUUUGUAAAGUGAUUUCACAUGUUAAUGAAGAUUUAUUUUACAAUGUUCGGUAUACUGAAUUUGUGUGUGUGAUUAUUUAAUUUUAUCACGUAUUGAUGAACGUACUGUUGAUAUAAUACUGUGCGUUAUCAAUAUAUAUGACACUAAUUCAUCGACUUUUGAAAUGAUAGACCUUGGUCAGUUUUCAUGAUUUCAAUUUAGCUGACCUUUAUACCGUCAUAGGUCACAGUUUUGUUAAAAAAAUGUGUAAAAGUUACAGCUGAAUUUGAUAUUUUUAUAUGAAUGCGUUUAUGCCUUCGUAUAAAACUAUUAGUUCAUUCAAACGUUUUAAAAACAGGAUUUUUUAGACUUACAUUGUUGCAUUUUCUAUUACACUGAUUUUAAUCCAUGUUUUUACACAAUUAUUUUAGUUCAAAUUUUAUAUUUACGUAUUAACCAUCAUAUAUGUAAUACGAACUACCAUACUUAACGAUGAUAUACCUGUGUAUAUAGUUUUGAUUCGUUUGAUUGUAGGAUAUCGUAUAUUAAUUUAUACUGAAAAUCGCAUGCUCGAUAAGGUAGGAUUAAUGUUAUUGAUAUGUGCUGAUUAAGAUAUUCAUGUAAAUUAAUGAGUACCUGUUGUAUAUUGUUUUUACGUCGACUCAUAAAUAUACGAGCCUUUUAA
Dreissena polymorpha is the source of this 5801-nucleotide messenger RNA. RefSeq names its product magnesium transporter NIPA2-like. The record is from RefSeq and is a predicted model, not a curated record. Bases 916 to 2235 code for a protein of 439 amino acids. Gene Ontology annotation, molecular function: magnesium ion transmembrane transporter activity. Gene Ontology annotation, biological process: magnesium ion transport. NCBI's taxonomy places the organism in Eukaryota, Metazoa, Mollusca, Bivalvia, Myida, Dreissenidae. Gene Ontology annotation, cellular component: membrane. The transcript is spliced from 7 exons.